AGAUCAGGGGGUAUAACGUGCUUUACCUGAUCCAUAAAUUGGUUUUUCGCACUGGCCCCACUCCACGCUUCGAGACCUCAGAGAGAAAGAAAAUCCUUCGUCCCUCGAUCUAGGGUUCUUCUUUGCGCGAAAUAUGGCUGAUUCUCCUCGCAAAAGGUAUUCACGGUCUCCUUCCCCUUAUGCCGCUCAAUCUCGAUCCAGGUCAAGGUCAAGGUCCAGAUCCAGAUCUAGAUCCUGGUCAAGGCCAAAGGGCAGGUCCGGGUCCAGAAGUCGAGGGAGGACUGAAGCUGUGAAUACUGGGAAUACACUUUAUGUGACUGGGUUGUCUACAAGGGUCACAGAAAGAGAACUUGAAGAUCAUUUCUCUAGGGAAGGGAAGGUAAGUUCCUGUUUUCUGGUUGUGGAGCCCCGUACACGAGCCUCUCGUGGUUUUGCUUUUAUCACAAUGGAAACUCUAGAGGAUGCAAAUCGCUGCGUCAAGCGUCUCCAUCAGUCAGUUUUAGAUGGCCGGUGCAUUACAGUGGAGAGAUCCCGGAGGAAGCGCCCCAGAACUCCCACACCGGGUCACUAUCUUGGGUUGAAAAACACUAGGGACCAUGGCUAUCGUGGUGACCGUGGUAGAUCCCGUGGAGGACACGAUGACUAUGACUAUCGGAGGUCUCCAAGGCGCUCGCCAUAUCGAGGCAGUCGUGAUUACUCUCCCCGGCAUUCGCCUUAUGGUGGAAGGUCAAGAAGGGAGAGAUCGUAUUCCCCUUAUGGUGGCUCAGAAAGGCACUAUCCUCGUCGUUAGGUCUUAGUAUCCGUGGAGGUUUAAUUGAACCAGGGAAAAAAACACUUUCUGAAGACUCAUUCGGGAUAUGUUGUGAUCUUUAGUUUGUACUAGAUUGAGUGGAAUCGCCUUGUUUAAGGACUUAUAUAUGUUGCCACAUUUGUAGCCUACUUGUUUGUGUAGCGUGCUACUCAUAUGGUUUGGUGUGUCCAGGUUCCUACCCAAGUUAUCUGAAGUUUUAUUGGUUAACA
This is a messenger RNA of Rhododendron vialii, 1020 nucleotides long. Its product is annotated as serine/arginine-rich splicing factor SR45a-like. Gene Ontology annotation, molecular function: RNA binding. Gene Ontology annotation, biological process: positive regulation of mRNA splicing, via spliceosome. Gene Ontology annotation, cellular component: spliceosomal complex. NCBI's taxonomy places the organism in Eukaryota, Viridiplantae, Streptophyta, Magnoliopsida, Ericales, Ericaceae. The coding region runs from base 134 to 790 and encodes 218 amino acids. The record is from RefSeq and is a predicted model, not a curated record. The transcript has 7 exons.